Messenger RNA from Amorphotheca resinae ATCC 22711, 1788 nucleotides. RefSeq lists its product as hypothetical. Gene Ontology annotation, biological process: transmembrane transport. Gene Ontology annotation, molecular function: transmembrane transporter activity. The record is from RefSeq and is a predicted model, not a curated record. Lineage: Eukaryota; Fungi; Ascomycota; Leotiomycetes; Helotiales; Amorphothecaceae. The transcript has 4 exons. The coding region runs from base 37 to 1599 and encodes 520 amino acids.
AUGGGGCGUUGAAGUCUUCUCCGUCUUGAAGAAUGUAUGUUCUUGCUUGAUUCCUUUCAGCUCUCUGCCUUUACGUCGGCACUGGAUCAGACUAUUGUAGCCACUGCAAUCCCCACGAUAACAGCUGAAUUGAACUCAGCUGCAGGCUAUGUAUGGAUUGGCGGGGGGUAUCAGCUUGCAAACGCUGCGGCAGGUCCAAUAUGGGCAAAGGUAUCAGAUAUAUGGGGCCGUAAACCCAUUAUUUUGGCAGCUGUAGCGCUAUUCUUUGCUUCCUCUAUUAUUUGUGCCGAGGCCGUCGAUAUGAAGAUGCUCAUUAUCGGGCGUUCUCUUCAGGGAACUGCGGGGGGUGGUAUAUCUCAACUUGUCAUGAUCACGAUCUCAGACUUGUUCAGCGUGAGGAAACGACCCCUCUACUUUGGCCUUUUCGAGGUGGCUUGGGCCGUCGCUGGAGGCGUGGGGCCUGUUCUGGGAGGUAUACUUACACAGAAGUUGUCCUGGCGAUGGGCUUUUUGGAUAAAUCUCCCUAUCUCUGGAACGACAUUUCUCCUAUUGCUCUUCUUUAUGGAUGUUCAUAAUCCGAAAACUGCCGUAGUCGAAGGUUUCAAAGCCAUUGACUGGGCUGGAAGUCUCUCUAUCCUCGCAAUGACCCUCAUGGUGCUCCUGGGACUGGAGUUUGGAGGAGCUACAUUCCCAUGGAAAUCUCCACAAGUUCUCUGCCUUAUAAUCAUUGGCGGUUUGAUAUCCGGGCUAUUCAUCUUUAGUGAAAAGCGACUUGCUCGAUACCCCCUUAUGCCCCUCGACCUGUUUAAAAAUAAAUCCAAUGUGGCUUGCCUUGUGUUGUGCUUUAUGCAUGGGAUAGACUAUAUGGCAGGCGAGUACUACCUCCCUCUGUACUUUCAGUCUGCCCUUGAAGCAUCGCCUCUUCGGUCUGGUAUUUUAGUCCUCCCAAUUACUGUCGCAGAAGCAUUAACCGGGAUGGCUUUGGGAGUUGUCAUUCAUCGCACAGGUCGAUACCUGGAGUUCCUAUACAUUGGAGUUGUUAUCAUGACACUUGGAAAUGGCCUCUAUAUCCUCUUCUCGGCCCAUACACCGGUCAGUCAAAUCGUCGGGUUUCAAAUCGUUACUGGACUAGGUCAGGGAAUGCUUUUUGAGGCCCCGCUCAUCGCUAUUCAAGCGCUUGUCUCUCAAGAUGACACGGCGACAGCAACUUCUACCUUCGGGUUCAUUCGCAAUAUUUCAACUGCUCUCGCCGUCGUCUGUUGUGGUGUAAUAUUUCAAAACUCCAUGGACACCCGAGUUGCGAAGCUAUCAUUGCCUCCGAUCAAUCUGUCCCCUAAUAUCACAGACGCGUUGACCGGGGGGCAUGCAGCUGCAAAUGUCAUGAUCAUCAAGGAUAUUCAUGAUGCGGCUCAGAAACUUGCGGUGAAAGAGGCCUUUGCAUGGAGUAUGAGAAAUAUGUGGAUAUUCACCACUUGUAUUGCUGCGGUUGCGAUUGUGGCAAGUGCGUUUAUCAGAAAGGCCGUUCUGAGUACGCAUCAUGUGGAGACGAAGACGGGCCUCAAAGAGAAGGACAAGGCUGUGGUUCUACCUGCAUCCUGAGCAGGACGGCUUAGGCUGGGAGAGGGGAAGAGGGCCAUGGAGCAAAGGAAGGUAGAGGGUAGGGGAAAAGGAGGAAAGGGGAAGAGGGGAAGAGGUGCAUCGUACUAAUAGAUGCCCUGAGAACUUUAUGUUCAUAGGUGCUGAUGGUAUAAUCAUGUGCUGGAAAAAAAUUCCCAAUUCGACUUCGAA